Molecule: messenger RNA, 1311 nt
Organism: Lasiosphaeria miniovina
Lineage: Eukaryota; Fungi; Ascomycota; Sordariomycetes; Sordariales; Lasiosphaeriaceae
Product: chaperonin 10-like protein
Exons: 3
Coding region: 1-1311 (436 amino acids)
Biological process (GO): D-sorbitol catabolic process
Molecular function (GO): zinc ion binding; L-iditol 2-dehydrogenase (NAD+) activity
Source: RefSeq, a predicted model, not a curated record
AUGGCGCCCUCCGCGACUGGUGAGACGGCGCCAAUGCAUCUACCCGUCACCUCGAAAGCUUCAACCAUUAAUGCAUCUGUCCUGCAUGGCCCACAGGAUUUGCGAUUGGAGCGCCGAACUAUCGAGGAACCCAGCAUCGGCGAGCUGCAGAUUGCGGUCAAGACCACGGGAAUCUGCGGGUCUGACGUUUCCUAUUACAAGAAAUUUGCCAAUGGCGACCUCUGCGCCUGCAUGCCCCUGUCGCUCGGCCAUGAGUCCUCUGGCACCGUUGUCGCCGUUGGGCCUCAGGUCUUGGGCUUCAGCAUCGGUGACCGCGUGGCCCUCGAGGUUGGCGUACCCUGUGGCCAGUGUGGUAUCUGCCGUAAAGGCAGAUACAACCUUUGUAAGCGCAUGAGGUUUAGGAGUAGCGCCAAAUCGGUCCCCCAUUUCCAGGGCACGCUCCAAGAGCGCAUCAAUCACCCAGCCAUUUGGUGCCAUAAACUCCCUGAAAACAUCUCGUUCGACGCAGCUGCUCUGCUCGAGCCGCUUUCGGUUGCCAUCCAUGCUGUUAAUCGGGCUACUCCAGCCCCUGGAUCUACAGCCUUGGUCAUUGGAGCGGGCACCGUUGGCCUCCUCACGGCUGCCAUGGCCCGGCAGUCCGGCUGUGCGGCCGUGACCAUCGCAGAUGUUGACCAGGGCCGGGUCGACUACGCCAUCUCCCGAGGGUUUGCGACUCACGGCUACGUCGUGCCGCGGCCGCUCCACACAUCGUCAAGCAGCUCGUCGAUUUACAACAGCAGCAACUCGGGCACGUCAACUCCGUUCGACGUCGGCAUCAUGACGCCAGCGAGCACUCUCUCAUUUCAGAGCCACCUCGACUCGGCCAAGCUGCUCGCUGCCGACAUGCUGUCGCUGACACACGCCGGUCCCACCAGCCUCCUUGCCGACGAUGAGGACAAUGGUGUUGACGUCACCUUUGAGUGUACUGGCAAGGAGAUCUGCAUGCAUACAUCUCUCUAUGCCACCCGUCCCGGCGGCAAGGUCAUUAUGGUUGGAAUGGGCACACCAAUACAGACCCUGCCCAUGUCGGUAGCUCACCUCCGCGAGAUUGACAUACUUGGUAUCUUCCGCUACGCCAACACGUAUGCCACCGGUAUUCGGCUCCUCUGUGCCCAGCGGCGCGGUGGCCCCGGGUCCAUUCUUCCCAGCCUGGAUGAUAUGAUCACACAUCGGUUCAAAGGCCUACACGCCGCCAAGGGCGCGUUCGAACUGGCUAGCCGCACAGUAGACGACAACGGCAACCUAGUUCUCAAGGUUGUUAUCGAGACCUAA